GCAGCAGGGGCAGGGCUUUGGCCGCCUCGCGCCAGCUAGGCGUCUGCGCCACGGACGCCUCCGGUUCCGCUCGGUUGACUGGUUCGCUUUCGGCUCGGCUGGGUUCGGCUUGUCCUGCUUCUGUUCGGCUCGGCUCUGUCCGGCUCCCUUCGGUUCUGUCCGCCUGGCCAUCGCUUCCCUCCGCGGACCAGAGGUGGCAGCGGGACCCCGGGACCCCUUCGCGUCCCCGUGGGUCCAGAGCUGGUGCUGUUUUUCUGUCAGUGCAGUGAUGGCAGGCAGCUCGUGACGAAUCUCCCGGUUCCGGUGCUGAUUCCCAGCCGGUCCUCGGCAUAUGGGAAGCAUCCACUCAGGUGCUGAGGUCUGCCUUCGUCUGACGUGAAUCAGGGUUUGUAGGCCUCCUUUCACGUCCCCAGUUCACAAAACACGAUCAGCACCUGCCCUUCAUUCUACUUUUCAAAUUACUUCCCAAAGGACUAGAUGACACGUUGUGGUGUUUUGAGGUGCCAUUCUUCUGCCUCCCCCUCAGUACUGAUAUUCCUGGCGUGAGUCACCACAGGCAGUUUUGGAAGACACUCUUUUUAGAAGAUUUGUUUACUAGUUGGGCAUAGUGGCUUGGGGACGCUGAUGGAGGAGGACCACACGUUCGAGGCCAGCCUUUACGAAUCCUUUGCUCUGCGGGGGACGUGUGUGUUGUCUGCGGUCGCUGGUAACUGCUGCAGGUGACGUGCAUCGGUGGAUCUGGUCAGAACAAGGUUGAGGAGCCCGCACCUCCGGCCCCAGGCCGCUGGGUUCCUUGUGUGUCUUUAGGAAGCGUGGCCUCAUGCCUGGAUGAAUGAGGAGUCGGGACGAAGGGAAGAAAAGAGGAGCAGAACCUUGAAAGCAACCGAGUUUUCGUGAUACUGUUUACCUUUUAAGAAGGGAGGAGGAUGAUCCCGUCCCUGCCCACCCUGACUGUCCUCAUCCCGCUGGUGUCCCUGGCAGGCCUGUUCUACUCCGCCUCUGUGGAGGAAGGCUUCCCCCAGGACUGCACCAGCGCCAGCAGCCUGUGUUUCUACAGCCUGCUCUUGCCAGUCACCGUGCCCGUCUACGUGUUCUUCCACCUUUGGACCUGGAUGGGGCUGAAGCUCUUCAGACAUAAUUAGCGCAGCCCCGCCCCCCUCGCUAGGGAAUCUGCGCUGGAGAUUCUUGGUACUUGGGCUCUGCCCUCGAGGUUUGUAGAUUCUGACGUCAGUGCUGUAGCCGAAUAACACUUUCAAUAAAAUGUCUUGAGGGAGAGGAGA
Molecule: messenger RNA, 1280 nt
Organism: Microtus ochrogaster (prairie vole)
Lineage: Eukaryota; Metazoa; Chordata; Mammalia; Rodentia; Cricetidae
Gene: Pigy
Product: phosphatidylinositol glycan anchor biosynthesis class Y
Exons: 2
Coding region: 927-1142 (71 amino acids)
Biological process (GO): GPI anchor biosynthetic process
Cellular component (GO): glycosylphosphatidylinositol-N-acetylglucosaminyltransferase (GPI-GnT) complex
Source: RefSeq, a predicted model, not a curated record